UUUAGCUUGCCAUAUCUACAAGCUGCGCUGUUUGCUACUACUUUAGAAGACACUAUUACUGAAAUGCGCAUACUUGUUGAGUGUAACAACGAAAUAAGAGUUACUAAGACAAUGACAGAUAUGCCACUUCUCCUUUCCUUAAAAUUCCAAAUUGCUCAACCAGAAGUAAAUGAUGAAUUGGAAAAUAUUGAUCAACAAAAUUUAAACUGCAAUGAAUACAAACUUUGCAAACUUGAUAGUGAUAGAAAGUUAUUAAUCAACGCAGUCACGGCUACGUAUAUAGAUUUAAUAGAGACGAAAACUUUUAAUGCUUUAAAAAAUCAUGUUGAAGCGAUAUUAAAUCUAGAUAAUUACCGACUACAGUUAUCUGAUGAAGAAACAAAAAAUAAGACUUUCCGUCGAGAAAUAAACAAGCAAGUGAGACAGCAACAUAAUCAUAUCAAGUCGGUUAUUUACGAUGCUAAUGCUACAAUUGACAAUCUUAGAAGUGAAGUUGAAGAUGCAAAUCUUAAUGCUGAAAUUCGAAGUCGUUACGUAGAACACUGGCAACUAGCUCGCACAGAACAAAAUAAUCAGACAAUACAUGAUAAAGAAAUUUUACCAAUAAGCGUAAUUGAGUACUUCAAGCAAAGAGCCGAUAACGAGCAAAGAGUUCACUCUGAAGUGGAACUUUUAAUUAACAUUUCUAUUAACGAAACUCUUGAAAAAGUGGAUAACUGGAUGAAUAAAUAUGACAAAGAUAUGGAAAAUAUAGAUUUAAAAAUACAAAUAAAGAAAAAUGAUUAUCAAAACAUGCUAGACAAGCGUAUUCACUUAGAAGAAACGCUUGAAAAACAUGAUACUUUGAUCAAAGAUUGGAUACAUUUCAAAGAAGAACGCGAAAAGGCUCGUCUAUAUAGAGAGAAGAUGACUACAUCCGCCAUAAUAGUCCAAGCUUGGUGGCGAGGAUUAUUAGUUCGCCGUCAACUCGGUCCAUAUAAAGUUCCAAAAAAGAAAGGAGGUGCUAAAAAAAAAUAAUUCUCUUUAAUUACAUAAUGAUUAUAUUAUUAUAUGUUUGUAGAAUAUUAUUAAAUUUUU
This is a messenger RNA of Melitaea cinxia (Glanville fritillary), 1077 nucleotides long. RefSeq names its product dynein regulatory complex protein 9-like. The annotation marks the transcript as partial. The record is from RefSeq and is a predicted model, not a curated record. Gene Ontology annotation, biological process: cilium organization. Gene Ontology annotation, molecular function: protein binding. NCBI's taxonomy places the organism in Eukaryota, Metazoa, Arthropoda, Insecta, Lepidoptera, Nymphalidae. Gene Ontology annotation, cellular component: motile cilium; cytoplasm. The transcript is spliced from 7 exons.